GUGCCUAUAAUAUAGAGAUAGAUAGAGAGAGAGAGAGGGAGGGGGAGAGAGAGAGAUGGGUUCUUAUGGGAUGCUUGCAAAGAGGGCUUUGCUUACUGAAACCCCUGUUAUGGUUGAGAUGCAGAAGCUGAUCCGAGGUGUGAAAGGUUGCGUUUCUCUAGCUCAGGGGGUAGUGUACUGGCUACCACCGAAGGAGGCACUAGAGAAAGUGCAAGAACUAGUAUGGGAGCCUUCGGUUAGUCGCUAUGGUGCCGAUGAAGGCCUCCCUGAGCUCAGAGAGGCCUUAAUGAAUAAGCUAUCCAAUGAGAACAAGUUGAAGAAAUCCUCAGUGAUGGUGACUGCCGGGGCAAAUCAGGCUUUCGUCAAUAUUGUUCUUACACUAUGUGAUGCACAAGAUAGCGUUGUCAUGUUCGCCCCAUACUACUUCAAUUCAUACAUGUCGUUCCAGAUGACUGGAGUGACUGACAUUCUGGUGGGCCCUGGUGAUCCCAAUACGCUUUAUCCAGAUGCAGACUGGUUGGAAACUACACUGCAGCAAAGAAAACCGACUCCAAAGCUUGUUACUGUUGUAAAUCCUGGUAAUCCGUCGGGAACCUACAUCCCUGCGCCUCUUCUUCAGAGGAUUUCAGAUAUUUGCAAAAAAGCUGGAUGCUGGCUUGUGGUUGACAACACUUAUGAGUACUUCAUGUACGAUGGUCGAAAGCAUGUGUGCAUUGAGGAUGAUCACAUAGUCAACAUAUUUUCCUUCUCCAAAGCCUAUGGAAUGAUGGGAUGGAGAGUUGGAUACAUCGCUUACCCUUCGGAAGUCAAAGGCUUAGCCGAGCAACUCCUCAAGGUCCAAGACAACAUUCCCAUCUGUGCUUCCAUAAUAUCCCAACAGCUCGCGCUUCACUCACUGAAGUUGGGGCCGAAAUGGGUGACGGAUCAAGUUCAGAAGCUCGUUGCAAACAGGGAGGUUCUUAUAGACGCGCUGUCCCCGCUGGGGAAAGAUUCUGUUAAAGGAGGAGAAGGUGCGAUCUACUUGUGGGCGAAGCUCCCGGACAAGUACCAGGACGACUUUGCGGUCAUUAGUUGGCUGGCAAAGAAGCAUGGGGUGGCGCUGAUACCCGGUAGCUCCAGCGGGUGCCCGGGAUACGUGAGGAUCUCGUUCGGGGGGCUGGUUGAGGAGCAAUGCGAGGAGGCGUCAAAGAGGCUCAAGAAAGGGCUGCAACAGCUGGUAGAUGAAGGCAUGGUGCCUUGAUUUUCACUUGAAUUCUUGUGGCAAUUUAGCCAUCAAUUGUGACAGAAACAAAUAAUUUGUGAAUUCUGAGGAAAAACUGCAGAUGGAAAAGAAUAAAAUGUUAUAAAUGGCCAAAUUUCCAUAUCUUA
This is a messenger RNA of Salvia splendens (bonfire salvia), 1368 nucleotides long. Its product is annotated as Pyridoxal phosphate (PLP)-dependent transferases superfamily protein. Gene Ontology annotation, biological process: biosynthetic process; amino acid metabolic process. The record is from RefSeq and is a predicted model, not a curated record. The transcript has 9 exons. Gene Ontology annotation, molecular function: pyridoxal phosphate binding; transaminase activity. NCBI's taxonomy places the organism in Eukaryota, Viridiplantae, Streptophyta, Magnoliopsida, Lamiales, Lamiaceae. The coding region runs from base 56 to 1240 and encodes 394 amino acids.